Messenger RNA from Micropterus salmoides (largemouth bass), 2451 nucleotides. Its product is annotated as 5'(3')-deoxyribonucleotidase, mitochondrial-like. NCBI's taxonomy places the organism in Eukaryota, Metazoa, Chordata, Actinopteri, Centrarchiformes, Centrarchidae. The record is from RefSeq and is a predicted model, not a curated record. Gene Ontology annotation, biological process: pyrimidine deoxyribonucleotide catabolic process. Gene Ontology annotation, molecular function: 5'-nucleotidase activity. The transcript has 5 exons. The coding region runs from base 543 to 1235 and encodes 230 amino acids.
GGCUUGUCGUACAGUUUGUUCUAGCUGCUGAGCUUUUCUUCCCUUGGUGCUGCGGUACCAGUUAUGUUAGGCGACUACUCGUUUCAGUUCAGGUUGCUCCAGCAGCCACUGUUCAGAUGCUGUGGGUUUGAGAAAGGCUGUGGGGUAGCUGCCGGGAAGUUAAAACACACUGACAAACGAUGCAAACAGCUCCCAGUAACACUGUAGCCAAAGGCAUGUUACAUUUGACCUGACUGCUGCUGUUCGAGUAGCCUGUCGGCUAACGUUAGCGACCGUUAGCUCAACCGCAGCUGGCUAGCAGAAAGACGCUCAGAAUGAUAAAGUAAAGCCAGCAGUGAAACAAAAUUUCACGAAAGGACAAAUAACAACACGACCAAUGCUAGGUGCUAAUAACAACACGGUUUAACUACCACAUAAUUUGGAAAACUUUUCGACUCCCAUGCGGACUUUUCCACUGUUUGCACUCGUCGGUUGGAGAGGGUUAACGGUAACUGUUGGUGACAGCUGUCGGUACUGCUGCAGCCAUCUGUCAAUAGUCAACUAUGUUUUUACUGUCCAGGACAACACGCCUACUCGGAAGAGGGAAAACAUUGCUACGUGAUCCGUUUAAGAGGAUUUGCGUAAACAUGUCGUCCUCCUCUGCCCCGGGUAAGAGACUAAGGGUUCUGGUUGACAUGGACGGGGUGCUGGCGGACUUCGAGGGGGGGUUCCUCAAGAAGUACCGGGCCAGGUAUCCGGACGAGCCCUACAUCACCCUGGAUGACCGAAGAGGGUUUUGGGUGUCAACGCAGUACGGGCAGCUGAGGAGUGACCUGUGUGAAAAAGCCAUCAGUAUCUGGGAGUCCAAGGACUUUUUCGUAGAACUGGAUCCGCUGCCAGGAGGAGUGGAGGCGGUCAAGGAGAUGGCCAAGCUAGAUAACACAGAUGUCUUUAUUUGUACCAGCCCUAUAAAGCAUUACAAACACUGCCCAUAUGAGAAGUAUGCAUGGGUAGAGAAUCAUUUGGGUCAUGACUUUCUGGAGCAGGUCAUCCUGACCAGAGACAAGACAGUAAUCACCGGAGACAUACUCAUCGAUGACAAGCCUGACAUUCUAGGUGUGGAGUCCAAACCAACGUGGGAGCACAUCCUGUUCACUGCCUGCCACAACAAACAUCUCCCCAUCAGCCCCUCCCAGAGGCGACUCCUUUCUUGGUCGGACGACUGGAAGGCCAUUCUGGAUAGCAAACGGCAGUGAGGGACUCCUUCGCCUACGAGUCCGACAUCACCACCACACAGAGGGAUCGCUGUGGUGCCGUGGCAAUGCCAGAAAUCACUACUGAAAAGAGGGAAGGUAAAAUUCUAAGAGGGAAGUGAUCAGCCAAAUAAAGAUAAUUUAGAGUUUGGAUGUUUUACACAAAGCAGACACUUGCAAAGAUUGUUGCACUCUGUUGGAAGAAGACAUUCACUUGUUUGACCACAAGGGGGCACAAUGAGACUGAGUGUGAAGUGGAGUUGACAACCACAUAUCCACCAAUUUCACUGAAACAACUGUGACAACAAAAAGGUUGAAGGUGAGGACAAAAUUAUUUUUUAAGUCUCAAAGGGCAGACUGAACUUGGUAGCUGCUCUGUGUCUGCAUACUGUAUGUUUUUUGGGGUUCUUAUUUCGGACAUUUCUCUUCAAAUAGAAACUAAUUUUAUUUUUGAGCCACUGGAGCGGGUUAUCUGUGGUAUUCUUCACCAAAGGCUUAUCAGUAGGUGACAGCAUUGUCUUCUAUUAAUGAGUCAGUGAGCCGAUAUUCACUCACAACAGUGAGGCACUCCACUACACAUUGAAAUGUACAAAAAAAAUCUCCUUGAGCUGUAGGCACUGGCCAGUAUAUGGAAUACAGAAACAUAGGAACAAGACCUGGACUUAAAAACACUGUAACUGUUAUAUCUUGGGUCACAGAGUACCACUGGCAUGUAAAUGUAAAUGCAAGUAUACAUGUACGGAGAUACCUCUUAAGGUUUUAAAGAGCCGAUAGUUUAAUAUUGGUGCUUCAUUUUAUUUAAUUUUUUAAACUUAUUUCCUGUUUCACAGUGAUGUAUGCAUCUUAAGUAAUACACAGAUGAGAAACGUAUAUAAUUACACACAUAUGCAUGUGCCAAACCCAUCAGUAAUGUUGAAUACAUUAGAUUAACAGUCACAGUCAAUGUGUGCUGAAUACGUUUAAAAUAUUAAAGGAGGAAAAGAUGGCAAGAUGUUUAUUUGAAUACAAGAAAAUGAACACAAGACUGAUUUCUACAUGUAAGAAUGAAUUAAAAAACAAACACAGAGAUAUGAUUUAUAUUGUUAGAUACUUCUUGUUUUUUACAUGGUAGUGAAACAAUUUUCAACUUACCAUAUUUUAUAAUUUUCUCAUAAUUUGCUUAUUGUAAAUACCCUGAAAUUAGAAAGUAAUAUUACAGAAUUACUCGAAAUGUCAAAAA